Leguminivora glycinivorella is the source of this 779-nucleotide messenger RNA. RefSeq lists its product as uncharacterized. The transcript has 3 exons. Lineage: Eukaryota; Metazoa; Arthropoda; Insecta; Lepidoptera; Tortricidae. The record is from RefSeq and is a predicted model, not a curated record. The coding region runs from base 198 to 599 and encodes 133 amino acids.
GGAGUGUCAACAGACAACAUUUACUGCGUUAAGUGAUUAAGAUUGGCUUGAAAAUAUAAACAACAUUUAAAAAUAAAAUCUAUCAAUCUACCAUUAUACAAUUUUUUUAAAGUUCGUAAUAGUGUAUCUUCUCGUGUUGUGUGGUUCAUCAACUGUCUUGUAGAAGCUUGUUGUUAUAGAUUUGAAUAGGCCACAGUAUGCAGGUCCUCGUCUCGCUUGCGUUACUCGCCGUCAGCUCGGCCGUCUACGUUCCUCGCAUCGUCACGGCUCCCGCCACGAAUACUGUGUAUCACUGCUCAACGCUGAUGCUUGGACGAAAAACAGAGGAUCAGAUUCAGCUACCAGAAAGAACUGUUGGAUCACACGAUUAUCUCUACGUCGCUGAUGCUUGCUUCAAGCAGCAGAAGCAGUGGGUAGGUGAGAAUGUGACCGCCUGCGACUCGGUAGGGUCCUGGCCGCCCACCGUCAUCCCUUUCGGCGCUGGCAGUUUCUCCCCCCUCUACAUCAACUGCGCGCAAGAGAACCCCCACCCGUGCUACGAGCUCAUCAUUGUUCAUGUCACCUUGUAUUGCGAGGCCAAGAGCUUGAACAGCAUUUAAGUACCUAUAAGUACAACUACUUUUUCAAUUAUUUUUUUAUCAAUAGGCUUGACUCUUAAACUACAUUGUAUGAAAUAACAACGCUAAAUAAAUUAGAGAUUUACAGGAUUAGAGAAAUUGCCUCCUAUUUAUUUUUAACUGCCGCCUCAAAUCUCUCAAGGAAGGAAGGUUCUCAAUUCG